This is a messenger RNA of Thrips palmi, 1392 nucleotides long. RefSeq names its product serine protease 33-like. The transcript has 9 exons. Bases 1 to 1371 code for a protein of 456 amino acids. Gene Ontology annotation, cellular component: extracellular region. Gene Ontology annotation, biological process: proteolysis. NCBI's taxonomy places the organism in Eukaryota, Metazoa, Arthropoda, Insecta, Thysanoptera, Thripidae. The record is from RefSeq and is a predicted model, not a curated record. Gene Ontology annotation, molecular function: chitin binding; serine-type endopeptidase activity.
AUGCUCUCAACCGCGAACCUCCGCACCGAGAAGACUGUCCCAGGCGCGGGCAGCAACCUGAAACCAGACCUCGUGCUGAUCGAUGAGGAGCACAAAAGUGCUUGCAUUAUAGACAUUUCCUGCCCUUUUGAGAAGAGGUAUGAAGCCCUCCAAGUCUCCAUGAAAACACUUGUUGAAGAGGAAGGACCAAGUCGCCUCGGAAGAGGAGUAAGAUCAGUCGGAAGAAUCGGCCCUCAUGUUUGGAGGUUGUUUGAUGCCUCCGUUCGCCCCAGCACCGUAAGAGAUGAAUGGGAAAAAAUACAUCGAAGGUUCCUGUUGUGUGAAACAUCGCGUGGGCCUGCGAGAGGCAGACUUCCGCAAUGCCCUAGGACUGCCAGUGCCAGUGGCGUGAGGCUUAUAUACGAGCACCCAUUUCAUUGCACGAAAUUUAUUGAGUGCUGGGGGGCACAACGAACAGUAAAAGACUGUCCACCAGGCACGGCAUUUAGCAAAAGAUUGCGUGCUUGUGAUCAUUUCCACAACGUGGACGAAUGCGGAGUCAGUGGCUAUUCAAUCUGCCAGGGCGUCAAAGAUUAUGAGUGUGGAAAAGCCCCAGCCUCGUUUCAUCACGUUCCAAACUCAAACAGAUUGGACAACGAGGCAGCCAAAAACUUCCCCUGGCACGCUGCUAUAUAUCGCAAGGAAAGAGGGAAAUUUCAGCAUGUGUGUGGAGGAGCUCUAAUUCUGCCGAAUUUGGUUCUUACAGCUGCCCACUGCUUUUAUGACAGCAAACCAGUUCCUGAAUUAGAGGGAAGAAUGAGAGAUUACAGAGUGGCUGUUGGCAAAGUGUACAAGGAUUGGAACUACGCGGAGAGAACUGUUCAUCGACGAAAUGUAUCUCAAGUCUGGAAAGGGAAAAAAUAUAUGGGAUCGGAGGCAGGUUGGCAAAGCGACUUUGCACUGGUUAAGCUUGAUUCUCCAGUUGAGUGCGUCACGCCGGUGUGUGUGGACUGGGAUAACCGCUAUCAUUCCUUCGACACUCCAGAGGGAACGCUAGUUGCUUGGGGAGGAAAAGACCGUCCUCGCUUUGGAAGAACCCUCCACCAAACGUCCAUCAAUCCAUUAACACAUAACGCCUCCCUAAAAAUCUGUGGAGCACUAGCGCCUAAAGUAGGAGAAAAGAACUUUUGUGCAAAAGGGACCGACAAAGGUGAGCCACUAAGACAAGGUGAUAGUGGCGAAGUGCUUAUGUUCAUGAUAAACGGACGCAGGUUUGCUCGUGGCAUUGUAUCAAGUGCUUUCAAUGAAGAUAACCUUUGUACAGUGUUCACAGGUGUUAAAAGUUACAUUGAAGAGUUGAAAGAUAUGGUCUCAGAUGUGGAGAACCAAUAAAACGAUUAUAUAACUUUCAAA